Messenger RNA from Colletotrichum graminicola M1.001, 3153 nucleotides. RefSeq names its product heterokaryon incompatibility protein. Lineage: Eukaryota; Fungi; Ascomycota; Sordariomycetes; Glomerellales; Glomerellaceae. The record is from RefSeq and is a predicted model, not a curated record. Bases 1 to 3153 code for a protein of 1050 amino acids. The transcript is spliced from 2 exons.
AUGUCUGUCGCCGAGAUCAGCCACCGAACCCGCCCGUUGUCCAUCACGUCCGUCAUGUCCGACGUGGCGGAAACACCAGACCGGCCCGCGGUGAGACCCCGCCCGCUGUCGGACUCGGGCAGCAGCGAACAGAGACGGCGCGAGAUCAAGGACUUGUGCCCGGUCUGCCAGAGUCUCAAACUGGGAGUUCAGAGCUUCAAGGUGCAGCCCGGCCCACCCCGGGCCUCCGGGGUUCCGUCAUCGGGACGUAUGUUGCACUCGUCCACCACCGCCCGACGGCUGGGCAGCCUUCAAGGGAUGGAAGCCCGCUCGGCGACCUGCGCCCUCUGCGCGCUCAUCGUGAGAUCGGUGCACAAGGCGGGCACGCAGAGCCCGCCGGCCAACCAAGCCCCCGACGAAGGCGCGGGGGCCCAGCUGCAGAGGGCGACGUGCUUCGUCAGCUGGGAGAUCGACGGGCGCGAGGCGGCCUCGACGGGGAGCCCCGGCCGGUCCCCGAAGAACCUCGUGAGGGGCGUCACGCGGCGCAUGCACAUCCGGUGGAACCACCCGCGGCUAUCGGACGCGUACCUGGUGUACGUCGCCCCGGACACGUUCUUGAGGACCACGUCGGACGCCGACCGCGUGUGGGUCAAGGACUCCCUGUUUCUCGGCCGCGCCAUCUCGGAGAACAUCGAGAACCAGGCCCUGAUCCAGUCGUGGCUGGACCUCUGCAGGAAGAACCACAAGGGGCCCUGCUGCCAGAUAGACGACGGCCGCGCCGAGCGGUUCAUCGAGAUGAUCUCGCACUCGUACUUCGGCGUCAUCGACGUGCAGAACAUGCAGCUGACGCAGCUGCCCUGCCAGUCUCUGCCCGGCCCCCGGGGACGUAGGCAGCCGCCGUACCGCGAGGCCGCCCUGGAUCAGGUCAAGCCCGAGCCGUACGUCGCGCUGAGCUACGUCUGGGGCGCCGACCCCGGGGCCUACACGACCCGGACGGAGAACGUCAUGCUCCACCGCACCCACGGGGGCCUCGAGGAGGUGCUCCAGAAGCUGCCGAGGGCGAUCCAGGACGCCAUCGACCUGGCGCGCAGGCUCGGGUUCAGGUACAUCUGGGUCGACCGGCUCUGCAUCGUCCAGAACAGCGCGCGGUCGUGGAAGCUCAACGCGUACAACAUGGACCUCAUCUACGGCAACGCGGCGCUCACGAUCUGCGCCGCCGACGGCGACGCCGGGAGGGGCCUCUGCGCGAUGCGGCCGGCGACCCGCAACACGCAGCAGGUCAAGGGCCUCGUCGGCCCGCGGCUGGAGCUGAUGGUGACGAGGCCGCCCGAGAUGUACAUCCGCGCCUCGGAGUGGAACGAGCGGGCGUGGACGUUCCAGGAGAGGCUGCUCUCGCGGCGGUGCCUGAUCUUCACCAACGGGAGGGUCUACUUCCAGUGCCGGUCGACGGGCAUGUCGGAGGACAUCUUUGGGGACCAGAGGGGCGCCGGCUGGUCGCUCGACCUGGUGGACGCCCCCUUGCAGAUGUUCCGGCAGCUCGACAACCGCUCCAUUUGGGUCUACAUGAAGUGCGUGGAGCUGUACACCGAGAGGAAGCUGACGCACGACAAGGAUAUCCAGGCGGCCUUCAGCGGCAUGGCGAACCUCAUGGAGGAGCGGAUGCGCGCGCCCUUCAUCCACGGGCUGCCGAGCUCCCACUUCGACCUGGCCCUCCUCUGGGAGCCCAUCAAGUCCGGCAGGAGGAGAGUCGCGGAGGAGACGCCCGGAAACGCCUCGAUCCCGGAUUUCCCGAGCUGGUCGUGGACCGGCUGGGUGGGCGAGGUCCAGUACAAGGAAGACCUGGUGUCCGGCAUCCUGGACAACGUCUCGGACUGGCUCGACACCCGCACGUGGAUCGAGUGGUGGGUCCGAGAUGGCCACGGCGACCUCCGGCCACUGUGGGACUCUAGAAAGUCUCGGGAAGACCGGAGCAAGGAGAAGAAGUGGAGGGGGUACACGCAGAGACGGGCCGCGAGGUGUGAGCAGCGCGGGAGGCAUCACAACGAGGACGAGGACGGCAGCGUUGCGCCGUACGAUCCGGAUGAUGCAGUCAUUAUCACUCGGCCAGACCCAUACGCUAGCCCCUCGGAGUCUGUUCAGAGGAGCGUCGAGGGUCGCGACAACAACUACGUAGAGCGCCACGAUGACUCCGACGACGAUGAAAACGAUAGGCUCAUCUCUUAUCGAGAAAACUCUCGGGAUACGAAAGCCCGAGGCCACGAUAUGAGAAGACCCUCCAGAAUGAGCGGGGGCGGACCAUUCCAAGCAUCGAAAGAACCCAGAGACCCGUAUUAUCAUUCACGACGACCGCCGCCACCACCACCACCUCGCCCCAGUCGGGCUCCGGGGCGGCACGAGGGACACACAUCCCCUCGGCGCGAAUACCUGCGAACCAGGAGCCCGACUCGCAGGCGCUCCGGCUACUACGAGGAAAACUACUACGAGGAAGCGGUGGACGGGCGCCGCCACCACCACCAUCACAUGACCCAGAACCGACCCGUCAGCGUCACCCCGCCUCCGCCAGUGGUCGUGGAGUACCCGAGGCACAACGCCGAAUUCUUCGACAUGUUCUUCGACGGCGGCCGCGACAACGAUGACGACUUCAGCAUCACCCUGCGCGACUACCCCUACCGCGUCGUCAAGGCGCCCUUCGACGCGCGGCCCGAGACCGCCGAGCACCCGCUGCUGCCGAUCCUGCAGUUCCGCACGUGGCACGCGUGGCUGUACAUCCACGAUAGUGGCGGCGCCGAGCAGCAGCAGCAGCAGCAGCAGCCACAGAGAGGGGGAGCGGCGGCGGCGGCGGCCAGCACCGCCCUCGGGGCUGGCCAGGUGCGACACCACAUCGCGGACGAGGGCGGCGACUGGUGCGGCUCGAUCGUGCUGGACGCCGCGUGGGCGGACGGGAAGCCGGCGCGGCAGGAGUUCAUCGCCGUGUCCGAGGCCAAGAGCUUCACCGCGGCCGAGUGCCGCGAGUGGACGUACUACGUGCCCAAGGAGCGGGACCAGAGCGAGUGGGACCUGUUUUACGUGCUGCUCAUCGAGAGGAAGGACGAGCGGUGGGAGAGGGUCGGCGUAGGCAAGGUCUUCAAGGAGGCGUUCCGUGGCCUCAAGCUGAAGGAGAUUAUGCUUGGUUGA